AAACCAAGGACUCUUUCAGUUUCACAGGAACGAUGAGAUUUUUCAUAAAGUGACAAACUGCCUUUUAAUUAUUCUUCUUGAAUUUCAGGCAGGCAUUCCACUGUCAUUCGAACUGCCAGCUGGAGUAGCAGCUGAACAUGUCUUCAGAUUUUCUGUUAAAGCAAUCAGUGUUGCGCAAAAACUAAGGGGCAAUUUGACGUUCUUCGUGGACCGUGAGAAUGGUGUGGCACAGGAUAAGCUCGACUUCAUUAUUCUGAUGCCAGCUGUAUCAUUCCUGAUACCAGCCACCAUUACAAGUGAAUCAUAUGAGGUGCUGCUGAGUUCAAACGAUGUUGAAUACAAGUCCUCGGCGCAGUUCACCACUAAUCUUUCCUGGACAUCCGUUUUAAAGAAAAUUUGCUUCUUUGGCCAUUUUAAUGUGGUGGAGCAACAUGGCACAUCAGCAUCGCUCUACGCACAUACAAUCAAAGCGGAGCCGGUCUGUGUUCUCAUCAAACAGCCUCAGGUCGGCACCUUUUUCAGCAUCAAAACCUCUUUUAUCGUUCCUCUCAUUCUGCUUCUCUUCUAG
This is a messenger RNA of Gongylonema pulchrum, 568 nucleotides long. The record is from the annotation of a GenBank genome assembly. Lineage: Eukaryota; Metazoa; Nematoda; Chromadorea; Rhabditida; Gongylonematidae.